AUGACGAGGUUGGCGGGAGACGAGGCGCCGGGUGGUGGUAACGGUGGUGGUGAUAAUAAUAAUGAUGAUGAUAGAAUCAACGACGAGGAGAAGAAACGCAACCACCCGAUGAAUAACAAUAACAACAACAACAACAACCCUUCGUUGCUCGGUGGGAAUAAGCCCUCGUUGAAGAAGAAGAAGGAGUUGCUGAGCGAGAUUGAAAAUCUGGAACGCUCGUUUUCUUGGCCGAGAGAAAACGACCGGUGCGCUUUGGUACCGAAGCGAUGGUACGACCAGUGCCUCUCGUAUUUGAAGGAAGAGAACGGAGCGUCGUCGCCCGGGCCGAUGGAUAACUCGUGUCUUUUGGAUGAUGUCGACGACGACGCGAGAGGAGGAGGAGAAGGAGAAGAAGAGGAAGGAAAGAACGUGUUUGGACAGUUGACGCCGAAACUGAAACAAAACUUGAAAGAAAAUGUGGACUACGCGGUGGUCAGAGAAGAAACGGCGGAGAUGUUGACGAAUUGGUUCGGGAUGGUGCGUAAUUUGACGACGACGACGCACGUGUUGAGGAGGUGCGUCGGGGAGAGAGAGAGUGGGUUUGUUGAGAACUCUAGCGCUAAUAGUAACGCGGUAUCGCCGAGGAAGUUUACGAGACGCGGCGGCGCGGUAUCAACCGCGAACAACGCGAAAAGAGCGGCGAGGUGCGAAGUUUAUCGUCCUAAGGUGACUUUGGUAUACCACGAGCCGAGUAGCUAUAGUAAUAAUGAUAGCAGCGUAGAGCAGCAGCAGCAGCAGCAAGGAUUCUUAGCGCGGUUGAAUCCGUUUACGUCGUCGUCUUCAGCGGCGCCGCCGCCGUCAAAAGAAGCAAAAGUUCGCAAGGCAAUCAUGUACGCGUCGGCGAACGAUACGAUAGGAGAUAUGCAAGACGUUGCGAGAAAAGCUUUCCUUAUCAACGACGACGAUACAAAUAAGAGAAUCAAACUGUUCGAUUUUACGGGCGGGUUGAAAGGCGAAGUAGAUUUGUGCGACGCCUUUUUAGAAAAAAAAGUGAGCGGCGAUGACGCAAACGGGGCCUUUUCUAUCAGUGAUGGACAGGAGGUUUUAGUUGAAAUUGUCAACGACGAAGAGGAAGAUGAUUUAGUGGACAAGGAGAAAAUUAACGAAGAAAUCAGAAACGCGUUUCAAAACCAUCACAGCAGUGUUGAAGAGGAACGAAGAAGACUACCGAUGACGACGACGAUUGGAACGCAAACUUUUGAAACGUUCGACGACGAUGACGCAGAUUUGUACGGCAGCGAACCACAACUCGAUAAACCGAUGACUGAUAUCGAUCAAACUAUAGCCAACACUAUUUCUUCUCACACGCACAAAAAUGCUCUGAAUGAAGACGACGCGACCAUGGCGAACGAUUCUGAUCGAGCGCCAAAGCGUAUGACAUUAGAACCGAUCGCGUUACCGUCUACGUCACACUCUUUCGGGUUAGCGUCGCCGAAAAAUGACGUCGAAACCGACCGGGCGAAGCAAAAGCACGGCAGUCGUGGGAAAGCCGGUUUGCAAAACUUGGGAAAUACGUGUUUCAUGAACUCGGCGUUGCAGUGCUUGUCGCAUACGUCCAUGUUGACGGAUGCCUUUUUGUCCAACGCGUACGUAGAAGAUAUUAACGAAGAUAACCCAAUUGGUAUGGGAGGUAAACUCGCGAAGGAGUACGCAAAACUCAUCACGGCGCUAUGGCGUGAUGGAGCCGUCUCAGUCGCACCUCGAGCGUUCAAAUCUGCUUUGGCAAAAUUCGCUCCUCAAUUUAGCGGGUAUAACCAACAAGACGCGCAAGAGCUCUUGGCGUUUUUAUUGGACGGUUUGCACGAAGAUUUGAACCGCGUAAAGGUGAAACCGUACGUGGAAGAGAAAGAUGCAACUGGAAGAACUGAUGCAGACGUUGCGAAAGAGCACUGGGAGAACCAUUUAGCGAGGAAUAACAGUCGAAUCGUGGAUGCUUUUCAAGGCCAAUACAAAUCGACGUUGGUGUGUCCAGAUUGCGAGAAUAGAUCCGUGAAAUUUGACCCAUUCAUGUAUUUGACCGUGCCCUUACCGACGACGAGAGAGCGCGAGUUGAAAGUGACGAUUUUGUUUUGCGAUCAGCCGGGUUUGAAACCUAUGAAAGUUGUCGUCGUCGUCGAUAACGAAGGUUCCGUCAAAGAUUUGGAGAAAAAUCUUUUCGAAACGUUGGCUGGAGAGAUCGAAGAAGAUAUUGGUGAGAUUUCUGAUUCAACGCAUCGUUGGGUGAUUGCGGAUAUAUUCAAGGCGAAGGUGUAUAAAUUCUUCGAUUCGGAUGCGAAAUUGCGCGAGAUUUCCGACAAAGACGUCGUAUUCGCCUAUUGCUUACCAAAGACGAAGGAGAAUAAAAACGAAGACGAGUUGUUCGCGUUGGUGUGUCAUCGAAAGCCGUUGGCGCAAGCGACGAAGUCGCCGUACUUUCGAUCGAGUUAUUCUGGAUACGAAACCCGAGCGUCCUCGAUCGCAACAACCCACGACGAGAACGAGCUCAUCGGGUUUCCGUUCUUGAUUCCAACUUCUGCGGCGAGCGAAGAUACGAUGGAAGCGAAAGAGGCCAUCGAAGACUGGAUGGAGAAAUUUUCCAUCGCGCAUUUUUCAUCUUCGACGCGCGAAAAGGACGGCGAGGACGCCGCAUCUACCGAAGACGUAGCCAUGGGAGAAGAUGAAAAACAAAAGGAAGACCCGCAACGCGCCGAGUAUUUGGAAAAAUGCGCCGGGAAAUCGUUCGCUUUGCGCAAAUCGCUCGCAGAAUGGUACGAACCGGGGCAAACAAACGCGGAGUUGUUGAAGAAAAAAUCUAGCGAAGACGACGCAGUUACGUUAGACUCCACAAAGAGCGGGACUUUUUCGCUCUCGAACUUCUACGGCAACACUACGAACACAGUUUCGGACUCUUCGCCGGAUAAGCAAGAAGAACGAGCAACGUCAUCUUUGCCGAACAUUUCCGAUAAGAGCGCGCCGAUUUUCGCGUAUUGGAAGAAGAACCAAGAAAGCGCGUUUGAGAAGUGCGUUCGUAAACACGACUCGCUUCUCGAAUUCGAGAAACGGAAUUUAGGUCCCGCUACUGCAGUCAAGAAAACUCCCCUCAGCGCGUGCAUGGAACAUUUCAUCAAGGAAGAACCGCUGGGCGAAGACGACAUGUGGUAUUGCGGCAAGUGUAAAAAACACGUCCCUGCGAAAUGUUCCAUGAACAUUUGGCGCGCGCCUCCCAUUUUAAUCUUACACUUGAAACGGUUCUCUUACAGUCGCUCUUGGAGAGAUAAAAUCGACGUAAAAAUCGAUUACCCGCUCGAAGAUUUCGACAUCUCCCCGUUCAUCGCGGAAGACGCCUUAUUCUUCGACGAAGACUCGGACCUCCCGAAAUCCACCGUCUACGACCUCUACGCGGUCGUCAACCACUACGGCUCCAUGGGUGGCGGUCACUACACCGCCUACGCCAAACACGCCGAAAGUGGUUCUUGGCACUCCUACGAUGACUCCACCUGUCGCCCAAUCGACGUCAACUCGGUCCAAGAGUCCAACGCCGGAUACGUUUUGUUUUACAAGCGGAAAGAUUUUGAGAUGCACCGACCCAUGUCGCGAGUCGAUUUAAGUCUCGAGGAAGAAGAAGGAGGAGGAGGAGGAAAUAAUCAUCAUAACGAUUUCUUUGGACAACAAACGCAAAACGAGGACGAGAGCGACGAUCCAGACUUUGUUCUCGGAGCUCACGGGGAGGAGUUUGAUAACGAGUCCUUGCUCGACACCAUGGACGUGUCUUCGUAA
This is a messenger RNA of Bathycoccus prasinos, 3795 nucleotides long. RefSeq lists its product with no specific name. The transcript has a single exon. Gene Ontology annotation, molecular function: cysteine-type deubiquitinase activity. Bases 1 to 3795 code for a protein of 1264 amino acids. Gene Ontology annotation, biological process: protein deubiquitination. NCBI's taxonomy places the organism in Eukaryota, Viridiplantae, Chlorophyta, Mamiellophyceae, Mamiellales, Bathycoccaceae. The record is from RefSeq and is a predicted model, not a curated record.